GGGCCCGUGUCACGUGACGGGGGAAAUAGGGAGGCUCUUGUGUUUACAUCAAUGCAUUCAACGGCGGCUGCUGCAGAGCGUCUACACAUCAAUGUUUUGCUUUCAUUUCUUUAAAAACGAGCACGAUCGUCCGUACACGCGCUAGUUCCGACCGCGUCCGAGCGUAGCGCCGCCGUGCGAUAAAGAGAGAGCGCCUCUGCUGCAGCUGUGAUCGGUCGUGUAUUAGAUUACUGGCGUCAUGGACGAGCUCGCGGUGGAAGUGCGAGGAGCGAGCGGAGCUUUCUACAAGGCCUUUAUUAAGGAUGUUCAUGAGAGUACAGUCACAGUGUCUUUUGAGAACAAUUGGCAGCCAGAACGACAGAUUCCUUUCCACGAUGUUCGGUUUCCUCCUCCGACCGGCUUUCAGAAAGAGAUAAACGAGAGCGAUGAAGUGGAGGUUUACUCCAGGGCCAAUGAUAAAGAGCCCUGUGGAUGGUGGCUAGCCAAAGUUCGCAUGGUGAAAGGAGAGUUUUACGUGAUAGAAUACGCGGCCUGUGACGCAACGCUAAACGAAAUCGUCACAUUAGAGAGGCUACGACCUGUGAACCCCAACAAAGCCGCUUCGAAGAACACCUUUCUCAAAAUCAGACUAGACGUUCCUGAAGACCUGAGACAGAUGUGCGCGAAAGACUCCGCUCAUAAAGACUUCAAAAAAGCGAUCGGAGCGUUCAACGUCACUUACGACUCGGAAGAAAAGCAGCUGGUCAUUUUGUCUGUGAACGAGGUUACGGCGAAGCGAAUAGCCAUGCUGAGUGACAUGCACUUCAGGAGCCUGCGCACAAAGCUGACGCUGAUACUGAGGAAUGAGGAAGCCACCCGACAGCUGGAGAGUUCUCGGCAACUGGCCUCGAGGUUCCACGAGCAGUUCGUGGUGCGCGACGACCUCAUGGGAUUGGCCAUAGGUACCCACGGGGCGAACAUCCAGCAGGCCAGAAAGAUUCCUGGGGUCACAACCAUCGAUCUCGACGAAGAGACCUGCACUUUUCACAUCUAUGGAGAGGACCAGGAGGCUGUACGGAAGGCCAGAAGCUACCUGGAAUUUUCUGAAGAUAUUAUCAAAGUUCCUAGGAAUUUAGUCGGAAAAGUCAUUGGCAAGAGUGGGAAGCUGAUUCAAGAGGUUGUGGAUAAAUCGGGUGUUGUCAGAGUUCGAGUGGAACCGGAAAAUGACAAAAAGCCUUCUCCAUUAGAAGAGGGAAUGGUGCCAUUUGUGUUUGUGGGGACAAAGGAAAGCAUUUCAAAUGCACGGAUUCUGCUGGACUACCAUCUGAAUUAUCUGAAGGAGGUGGAUCAGCUGCGAAUGGAACGACUGCAGAUCGAUGAGCAGCUCCGACAGAUCGGCGGAGGGCCGAGAGCUCUGCCGGGACGACCCGAGAAAGAAAAACCUUUCAUGGCCGAUAAUGGAAUGGGACCUUCGCGAGGUGGCGGCAAACCCUUCGGUCGUGGAGGGAGAGGGAGACGGGGCCCGACGCUGGCUUCAGGCACCAACUCUGAGGCCUCUAAUGCAUCUGAGACCGAAUCUGACCACAGAGAUGAGCUCAGUGAUUGGUCCCUGGCCCCUACAGAUGAGGAGUCCAUGGGUUACCCCAAAAGAGCCCCCGAUGGACGCAAAAGGGGUGGAGGACCUCGGGGUCGUGGAGGGAGAGGAAGAGGAGGAUACAAAACUGAAGACAUGCACUGGAAUGAGUCCCGCUCCCGUAGUUCCAGAGACUCAAAGCUGAGACCCCAGGAAGACACAUUGCAGAUCCGUAUCGACAGCAAUAACGAGAGGAGCGUUCACACCAGCCGAGGCUCCCAGGCCCUGGCAGGAGACAGCGGAGGGAACCGGCAGAGACCCAUAAAGGACAGAGGGAUGAAGAAAGACAAGCAGGACGGCCCGGACAGCCAAGCCGUUGUGAACGGCGUUUCGUAGAGAAUAACGUGCCCCCCUUUCCCCCAUUCUCCCACUCAGCUCCACCAAUCCAGAUGCUUCUUCAUUAGAGACACAUUAGGCCAAAGAGAACCAGGUCAGUAGGGCUGUCGCAAGACAUGACAUAAAGCACACUUUGUAAUUGUUAGCUGGGGUAAAAGACGAGGUCUCUUGGUGAACGGUGUGUUGAAUUCGGUAGUCUUCACGGAUUAGAGAGACCGGUCUCUAAAUCACAACUGAAGCUACAGGUUUUCUAAUUGACUUUCUAAACAACUACCUAUGAAACAUAAAGAAGCUGUGGAUUAAAUGUCUCUCAAAAUGGAAUGUUUUCCAAGCAAUUGGUUUUUAACCUUUUUUUUUUUCGGUUUUGUUUUCCACAUUGUCCAAACAAAAGGGAAAGAAACACAUUGGAGGAUGAACUCAAGCGCUCUGGGCCCAAGUUUUAUGCCACAUCUCACGGCAUACGUUGUUUUUUGUUUUGUUUUUUUACGCGCUUCGGUGUCCGCGAUUACUCGAGCCCAUUCUGAUGUGAGAUCUUAGCCACAUCGUUAGCAAAAAAAUAACAAAAAAAAAAAAAAAAAAUGGCAAAUGAAAAAUAAAAAAAAGCUCCUGUCUGGAUCUGUGCCUUUAACUAGUGUGGAUAGUAUCAUAAUUUGGAUGUUUAAAUCAGGGAAGAAGACGCGAACAACCUGUCUGAGCAACAUGUGUUGCAAUCUCAGCCGACGACUAAAAAAAUGUUAGUUUUUUGUUUCGUUUUUAUUUUUUUUUUUAUUUAAAUUUUUAUUUUUUUUUUCCCUGUGCUGCAUGUAUUUCACCAACAUUUUUGUAUGUCUGAAAAGCAGGAUUCUAUCAAGUCGGCCGAAUUCUGAUAUUUUGCCAUAGCUGAAUUGUGUGUAGUAAAGGUAUUAACCUAAUUAAACUAGUCAACUGUGGAAGUCAUAAAUUGUAACCGACCACCCAGAGACGAACAUCAAUGCUAAUUCAACGACGUCAACAUCACAGAAUACCAGUUCGUUUUGUCGCUUAGCAUAUCUUUGCAUCAUAGGACUUUUAUUUUAUUUUUUGUUUCUUUUUUGUUUCUUUUUUUUUUUUUUUUUUUAGUAGAGGUAGCAAAGCAGUUUACUCCAGGAAAAAAAAUUCAAAAACAAACAAAAAAAAAACCCAUCAUGUCUGUAGUUUUACUCUCGCGCAAGUCAAACUCGUUGGGACUUCUUUUUUGGUUUUUCUCCUCACAAACAGGGUGGAAAUGCUCGUUUUGGUUUUCGUUCAUGCUGACCACAGUAAACUGCCAUCUCUCCUGCUGUAUCUCUCAGCGUCAGGUGUGAAGCACUUAUAUCAAAUCUCUGUAACAUUGUCUGUGUCCUAACAAUGGCUCAUCAUAGACUGAAAAUGUUGAACUGUGGGGUUGCAUACUGUAUAUUACGUCAUCCGUUAAGAGAUUGUUGCUGUUCUUUUUAGAUUGAACUUUAAAUGUGCACUUAUCAUGUUUGUGUUACUCUGCAAGUACUUUAUAAUCUAUAAACCUAUAAUAAACUAGAAUGUGAUAAGACUUCCUCGGCAGGUGAAUCACAUGUAUGCUGUCAACAUAACUAAACUGAAGUUUAGAUAUCUUCGCUAAUUUUGAGUCUACUGUACUUUUUCCGCUUGGGGGGCGAGGAGGGGGAUGUAGGCGAUGUUAACUUUGAUAUGAAAACCGUCUGUCUUAUCCGAUUAGUGCUUGUGCAUUAAACUUUAGUUUACAUUUUCGAGAAGACGCGAUGCUGUUCUGAACCCACGAUUCUUUCCAAACCUACUGUGACGAUGACCACGGUAGUUUUUUUUUUUUUUUUUUUUAUUGUUGUUGCUUUUCCUUUUGACUUGUACAGCAAGAAACCCGUUCUUUGCUCUCUUUUCCUCUACGUUUGUAGUUCUCUUUGCGCUCCUGUGCUCUCGCUAGUCACCUCGGCGAAUAACCAGCUCUACCCGUUAAAGCUUAUACACACCGGUUCGGAAGCGAUUUGCCCGGGAAUACGAAACGGAAGCUGAAAAGAACCCGUGACCGGCGGAGGAUUCGCGGGAAAGACAAACCACUCUCUCUCGACGGAGGCGGCCCCGGAUGCCCCUCUCGCGUGGCUCUUAAAAAAAAAAAAGAAUUUUAAAAAAUAGCCUUUACUUCAGAAUAAGGUGUUAAAUGGUUUACUCUCAGUAUUUAAAAAAACAAAAAACGAAACAAAACUGCACGUGCACGGCGGGCAGUAAAACUGGCAAGAUGGCGCAGUUCGCCGCAGUCUGUUCGAGAACAAAAACAAAAUAAUAAUAAUAAAAAAAAUCCUGUUUCGAAUCUCGGAAGGUGUUGCCAAACAGACUGUUUUCUAGUUAUUUAUUUUUUUUGGGAAUGUAUAUUAAAAUGACAAAAUUGUAAAACCAUCUCUUGCACACGUCUUAGGCUAUCGUGAUUGAAAAAGAGCUGAAGAGGAAAAAAAACAACAAAAAAAACAAACAAACAUGAAAUACUGUAGAUACUGAACUGAGGUAGACUGACCUUGUACGUUACUGCACUUUGGGUAAUAAUUUCUUUGUACAUAAUAAUAGCAGAACAGACUGGGUUUUAUGUUGACAUUGUUUGGUUAUAGUGCAAUAUAUUUUGUAUGCAAGCAGUUUCAAUAAAUAAAGGUUGAUCUUCCUCUGCGA
Messenger RNA from Puntigrus tetrazona (Sumatra barb), 4615 nucleotides. It is a transcript of the gene fmr1, whose product is annotated as FMRP translational regulator 1. Gene Ontology annotation, molecular function: translation regulator activity; protein homodimerization activity; mRNA 3'-UTR binding. The transcript is spliced from 15 exons. Bases 239 to 1948 code for a protein of 569 amino acids. The record is from RefSeq and is a predicted model, not a curated record. Gene Ontology annotation, biological process: positive regulation of translation; regulation of modification of synaptic structure; regulation of mRNA stability. Lineage: Eukaryota; Metazoa; Chordata; Actinopteri; Cypriniformes; Cyprinidae. Gene Ontology annotation, cellular component: postsynaptic density; neuronal cell body; presynapse.